Molecule: messenger RNA, 4403 nt
Organism: Jaculus jaculus (lesser Egyptian jerboa)
Lineage: Eukaryota; Metazoa; Chordata; Mammalia; Rodentia; Dipodidae
Gene: Sin3b
Product: SIN3 transcription regulator family member B
Exons: 19
Coding region: 31-3384 (1117 amino acids)
Biological process (GO): negative regulation of transcription by RNA polymerase II
Cellular component (GO): chromatin
Molecular function (GO): transcription corepressor activity
Source: RefSeq, a predicted model, not a curated record
GCGGGGCAGACCGCGGCUACCAUUUCCAACAUGGCGCACGCUGGUGGCGGCGGCUCUGCGGGCCGGGGAUUCAGCGGCGCCCGCUGGGGUCGCUCGGGCUCUGCGGGUCACGAGAAACUGCCGGUGCACGUGGAGGACGCUCUCACCUACCUCGACCAGGUGAAGAUCCGCUUUGGCAGCGACCCAGCCACCUACAAUGGCUUCCUGGAGAUUAUGAAAGAGUUCAAAAGCCAGAGCAUUGACACCCCUGGCGUCAUCAGGCGUGUGUCGCAGCUCUUCCAUGAGCACCCUGACCUCAUCGUGGGAUUCAAUGCUUUCCUUCCACUCGGAUAUCGAAUAGACAUUCCUAAGAAUGGCAAGCUCAGCAUCCAGUCGCCUCUGACAAGCCAGGAGAAUUCGCACGGCCAUGGUGACUGUGGUGAGGACUUCAAACAGCAGGUGCCAUACAAGGAGGACAAAGGUCAGGUGACCCUGGAGUCGGACUCUGUGGAGUUCAACAAUGCCAUCAGCUAUGUGAAUAAGAUCAAGACCCGCUUUCUUGACCACCCCGAGAUCUAUAGGUCCUUCCUGGAAAUCCUGCACACCUAUCAGAAGGAGCAGCUGCACACAAAGGGCCGCCCAUUUCGCGGUAUGUCCGAAGAGGAGGUCUUCACUGAGGUGGCCAACCUCUUCAGAGGCCAAGAGGACCUGCUUUCAGAGUUUGGACAGUUUCUGCCUGAGGCCAAGCGGUCCCUGUUCACAGGCAGUGGGCCAUGUGAGAUGAACAGUGUCCAAAAGAACGAACAGGAGAAGAACUUGGAACACAGCAAGAAGCGCUCCCGGCCCUCACUCCUGCGCCCUGUGUCUGCACCUGCCAAGAAGAAGAUGAAGCUACGAGGUACCAAAGACCUGUCCAUUGCUGCCGUGGGCAAGUACGGCACACUGCAGGAGUUCUCCUUCUUUGACAAGGUGCGCAGGGUACUGAAGAGCCAGGAGGUUUACGAGAACUUUCUACGAUGCAUUGCACUCUUCAACCAGGAGCUAGUGUCUGGCUCUGAACUGUUGCAGCUGGUCAGCCCAUUCCUGGGGAAAUUUCCAGAACUUUUCACACAAUUCAAGUCUUUCCUGGGAGUGAAAGAACUAUCAUUUGCACCACCCAUGAGUGAUCGAUCUGGGGAUGGAAUAAGCCGAGAAAUUGACUAUGCCUCUUGCAAACGCAUUGGCUCCAGCUACCGGGCACUGCCCAAAACCUACCAGCAGCCCAAGUGCAGCGGGAGGACAGCCAUCUGCAAGGAGGUUCUGAAUGACACAUGGGUCUCAUUCCCCUCCUGGUCAGAAGACUCCACCUUUGUCAGUUCCAAGAAGACGCCUUAUGAAGAACAGCUGCACCGCUGUGAAGAUGAACGGUUUGAGUUAGAUGUCGUCCUGGAGACCAACCUGGCCACCAUCCGCGUGCUGGAGAGUGUGCAAAAGAAGCUGUCACGGAUGGCGCCAGAGGACCAGGAGAAGUUCCGUCUGGAUGACUCUCUGGGUGGCACAUCCGAGGUGAUCCAGCGGCGUGCCAUCUACCGCAUCUAUGGUGACAAGGCCCCUGAGAUCAUUGAGAGCCUCAAGAAGAACCCUGUCACUGCUGUGCCUGUCGUCCUAAAAAGGCUAAAAGCCAAGGAGGAGGAAUGGCGGGAGGCCCAGCAGGGAUUCAAUAAGAUCUGGCGUGAGCAGUACGAGAAGGCAUACCUCAAGUCCCUUGACCACCAGGCCGUGAACUUCAAGCAGAAUGACACCAAGGCCCUACGUUCCAAGAGUCUGCUCAAUGAGAUUGAGAGUGUCUAUGACGAGCACCAGGAGCAGCACUCUGAGGGCCGUAGUGCUCCGUCCAGUGAACCACACCUAAUCUUUGUGUAUGAGGACCGGCAAAUUCUGGAGGAUGCAGCUGCACUCAUCAGCUACUACGUGAAGAGACAGCCAGCCAUCCAGAAAGAGGACCAAGGCACCAUCCGCCAGCUAUUGCACCACUUCCUGCCCAGCCUCUUCUUCUCACAGCAGCGGGAGCCAGGUGCCUCUGAGGAGUCUGCUGACGAAGAACGGGAAGCCCCAGUGGCCAGUGCAGAGCCAUCUGAGCGCAGGAAGCCCAUGCAGGGUAGUGCCCCAGAGGAGAAGGCCACCUUAGGGGAUGCGCCAGCCUCUGAGCAGCCACUGCCACUGCCACCACCACCCAAGCCCCUAGACGAUGUGUAUAGCCUCUUUUUUGCCAAUAACAACUGGUACUUUUUUCUGCGCCUGCAUCAGACACUGUGCUCGCGGCUGCUUAAAAUCUACCGGCAGGCACAGAAGCAGCUGCUGGAGCACCGCACUGAGAAGGAGCGCGAGCAGCUGUUGUGCGAGGGCCGCCGGGAGAAGGGCAGUGACCCUGCCAUGGAGCUGCGCCUCAAGCAACCCAGUGAAGUGGAGCUGGAGGAGUACUACCCAGCCUUCCUGGACAUGGUACGGAGCCUACUAGAAGGUAGCAUUGACCCCACACAGUAUGAGGACACCCUGCGGGAGAUGUUUACUAUCCACGCUUACAUCGGCUUCACCAUGGACAAGCUGGUGCAGAAUAUCGCUAGACAGCUGCACCACCUGGUGAGUGACGACGUGUGCCUCAAAGUAGUAGAACUCUACCUGAAUGAGAAGAAGCGUGGGGCUGCAGGUGGGAACCUGUCUUCCCGCUGUGUCCGUGCAGCCCGGGAGACCAGUUACCAGUGGAAGGCAGAACGGUGCAUGGCUGAUGAGAACUGCUUCAAGGUGAUGUUCCUGCAGCGCAGGGGACAAGUGAUAAUGACCAUUGAGCUCCUGGACACUGAGGAGGCCCAGACAGAGGACCCUGUGGAAGUGCAGCACCUCGCCCGUUAUGUGGAACAGUACGUGGGGACUGAGGGUGCGUCCAGCUCGCCUACUGAAGGAUUCCUGCUGAAACCUGUGUUCCUGCAAAGGAACCUGAAGAAGUUCCGGCGUUGGCAGUGUGAGCAGGUGCGCGCCCUGCGUGGGGAGGCCAAGAGCUCCUGGAAGCGGCUGAUGGGUGUGGAGAGUGCAUGUGACGUGGACUGUCGCUUCCGGCUGAGCACACACAAGAUGGUGUUCAUCGUCAACUCUGAGGACUAUAUGUACCGCCGUGGGACCCUCUGCCGGGCCAAGCAGGUACAGCCUCUGGUGUUGCUUCGCCACCACCGGCACUUCGAGGAGUGGCAUGGCCGCUGGCUGGAGGACAAUGUGACGGUGGAGGCAGCGAGCUUGGUGCAGGACUGGCUGAUGGGUGAGGAGGACGAGGACAUGGUGCCCUGCAAGACACUCUGCGAGACGGCACAUGUGCACGGGCUGCCUGUCACGCGCUACCGAGUGCAGUACAGCCGCCGCCCAGCCUCACCCUGAGUCUUUUGGGCCUCGCGUGCUAAACCUGGCCUCUGCACUUGAACCCAGGCUGCCUGGGGGUGGGCCUGCCGGCCACGCCUUCCCUCUUGCCAAAGUCCCCACCGUGGGCAGGCGGCACUGUGGCCAUGCAGCCUCAGGAAAGUUGCCAAGUGAUCAGUUGUGUGAGGCUUGCACUUGGGAGGGGAUCUUGGCACUAGAAACUGUGUCCUUCCCCAGAAUCUUAGAACAUCCCAUCCUGUUCUCUAGGGCUUUGGAGUUAAGCAUCCCCAGCCAGUCCUGGGUCUUCAGUCACGUUGAAAGAGGGGAAGUGCUCUCCAGCCAAGCCGUAGGGUCAGUCCCACAUGACCAAGAACUGGAGGGAGCCUAAGACCCCUGUCUGGUUUAGAGAUGCCAAGCCACGCUAUGAUCACAGUGGGAUGGUCAGCCAUAGGUUGUAGGGGCUGUGGCCACCAUCACAGGCCUUGUUCCUGAGGCGGACAUUCUAGAAACACGCACACAUAUUUAUUCCUUUAAGCGCUCUUCUUAGUGGUCGUAGUUCUGCAGCAGCCAGUCCCCAGCCUUCUUACCAGUGAUACCUCCUUGUGGAACUGUUGAGCCCACCCUGAUACCCCUGUACCUGCAGCUGCCACUCAAGAUGCUGCAGAGCUGUGCCAAACCCAAGGUCCCAGGAAACAGACUUGUUCUAGAUGUUUCCUUAGGGCUUUGAGGCUGCCGAUGGUUUUACUCCAGGGUUGUCCCUGUGAGUGUCUCUCAAGGGUCGCAGAGGCACUUUGAACACAUCCUUAUUUUCUAAGAGGGGAGUUCAUCCCACCAGACACAGGACUGGUCCCCGACCCCUUCUGUGUCUCCCUGUCCCCAGCUGGGCCCCAGGUGCCCUUUCGCAUGCUUCUGGGGAGCCACUCUUAAGUUUCUGAGGAAUUUCUGUCCUGGGCUUGACCUUCCUUUGCAGCUGUUUUGAAUGUAGUUUUCCUUUUCUAUUUAUUUGCACAUUAAAGUUAAAAGUUAAAUAUUGACAUAAA